This is a messenger RNA of Solanum tuberosum (potato), 568 nucleotides long. RefSeq lists its product as uncharacterized. Gene Ontology annotation, molecular function: 2 iron, 2 sulfur cluster binding; electron transfer activity. Lineage: Eukaryota; Viridiplantae; Streptophyta; Magnoliopsida; Solanales; Solanaceae. Gene Ontology annotation, cellular component: mitochondrion. The transcript is spliced from 3 exons. The coding region runs from base 94 to 408 and encodes 104 amino acids. Gene Ontology annotation, biological process: P450-containing electron transport chain. The record is from RefSeq and is a predicted model, not a curated record.
GAAUUGAAAGAACUGGAUAAAAUUUGAGAAAGUUUGGAGCCACAAGUGAGUGAUAAAGAGAUUGUAGAAUAGAGAAUGUUGGGUAGAUGAUUGAUGGCUGCAAGGAUAACAUUCCGGCCACCGGAGUUCACCAAAAAACACCAUAAACCCCUCAUUACUCUUACUAAAAGAAUACCAACUUGUAUAUAUUGCACAACCACAACAAAACCUGAAAUUGAACUAGAGUUCAUUGGGCCAAAGCCAGAUGAAAAUGGCAACUACCCUAUGGAUAAAACAAAAGCAGUAAGUGGUGAGAAGCUGCUGAGGAACAUCAUGUCAGAGAAUAAGAUAGAGUUGUAUGCUGCAUAUGGAAAGGUGAUGAAUUGUGGAGGCGGUGGAAGCUGUGGUACUUGUAUUGUGGAGGUAUAAGUCUGUUGUUAGUAAUCAGACAUAAUCAGCAUUCUUUAGAAAUUCUUUUUUCUUUUCACUAGACAUUGAAUUAUGAAAUACAUCAACAGUUGGUAGCAGUAUAUCGACCAUUUUACACACAUUCAUUAACUUGUAAUAACCUACAUAAACCAUAUCUUUG